This is a messenger RNA of Solanum lycopersicum (tomato), 396 nucleotides long. RefSeq lists its product as uncharacterized. The record is from RefSeq and is a predicted model, not a curated record. NCBI's taxonomy places the organism in Eukaryota, Viridiplantae, Streptophyta, Magnoliopsida, Solanales, Solanaceae.
AUGAAGAAACUGAAGAUGGAUUGGAAUGAAGCAGUGGAACCGAGACUUAGUGGAUCGAAUGAGCUUGAUGAGUUUCACCUAAAAGCAUAUGAUAUUUCAUCCCUCUACGAAGAGAAGAUGAAGAAUUACCAUGACCAAAAGAUUGAGAAGCGUGAAUUUGUAGUUUGGGAUUUUGUGCUUUUGUUUAACUUUAGGCUGCGCUUGUUUCAAGGCAAACUCAAGUCCAAAUACACUGGUCCAUUCUUGAUCACUAAAAUGUUCCCACAUGAAGCAGUUGAGUUGGAGAUAAAGGAGGGUGCAAGUUUCACGGUAAAUGGGCAAAGAAUCAAGAUGUACCUUGGGCAUGCAGAGAGUGCCCAUGAAGUGGUUGAGGCAUCUGACGUUUAUGAAGUCUGA